AUGGGGUCCACGGGCGUUCAGAUCGUGUGCGUGGCCUUGGGGGUGCUGGGUCUAAUCGGGGCCAUCGUGUGCUGCGCCGUACCUCGCUGGAAAGUUUCCUCCUUCACUGGCGCCAACAUCGUCACGGCCCAGAGUCAACAAGAAGGCCUGUGGAAGUCCUGUACCGUUCAGAGCACGGGCCAGCAGCAGUGCAAGAACUACGACUCCCUGCUGGUCCUAGCGUCGGACCUGCAGGCCGCCCGCGCCAUGACCAUCAUCAGCUGCAUGCUGGCCGCCCUCAGUCUGCUCAUCCUCUUCUGCGGGGCCGACUUCACCACCUGCGUGGAGAACGAGGACGCCAAGCCAAAGAUCAGCCUGGUGGCCGGCGUGGGCCUGCUGCUGGCCGGCCUGGUCCUCAUCAUCCCCGUCAGCUGGUCGGCCCACACCAUCGUGCGGGACUUCAACAACCCGCUGGUCAUCGGCUCGCAGAAGCGCGAGUUGGGAGCCUGCAUCUUCGUGGGCUGGGGCGCCGGAGUUCUCCUCCUGCUGGGGGGCGGCCUCCUCUGCUGCUUCAGCAGGCCCAAGUCCGGGAGCUCCGGGGGAACGGCCAAGUACUACACCAACAGCGCCUCGGCGCCCAGCAAGAACUACGUCUGA
Molecule: messenger RNA, 636 nt
Organism: Nerophis lumbriciformis (worm pipefish)
Lineage: Eukaryota; Metazoa; Chordata; Actinopteri; Syngnathiformes; Syngnathidae
Source: RefSeq, a predicted model, not a curated record